This is a messenger RNA of Patiria miniata (bat star), 2404 nucleotides long. RefSeq names its product STAGA complex 65 subunit gamma-like. The coding region runs from base 340 to 1680 and encodes 446 amino acids. Gene Ontology annotation, molecular function: transcription coactivator activity; protein heterodimerization activity. The transcript has 11 exons. Gene Ontology annotation, cellular component: SAGA complex. The record is from RefSeq and is a predicted model, not a curated record. NCBI's taxonomy places the organism in Eukaryota, Metazoa, Echinodermata, Asteroidea, Valvatida, Asterinidae.
CGGCCGGGCGCGGCACUGUCACCGGCCUGCACCGGCCGUGCAUUAAGGCGACGGCCGGUGGGGCUGUGCGGCCAGGCGCACAGCCCCAUGGCCGGCCGUACCGUACCGUGCACCGUAGCGAUGGCCAGUGGGGAUGUGCGGUCAGGCGCGGCACUGCCCGGGCACCGGCCGUGCACUGUUUUUCGCACAUUUUCCCAUCGGGACCGAGCUGGUUACGGACCGAGUUGGUCAUGAACCGAGUUGGUCAUGGACCGAGUCGGUCACGGACCGAGUUGACUCGGACCGAGUUGGUCACGGACCGAGUUGACCGGCACGCAAUUGGAGGCGGACUUUUCCAAAAUGGAGUUGCCCACAACUGUGAUAAAAAGAAACUGUGACGGAAAAUUAACAAAUUUCGGCACAUUGGGGGAGGUAAGCAGCAGUAGUAACACGAAUAAAGCAGUGCAUCACUGGGGGGAGUUUGUACACAUGCAGUGUCCAACAAAGUCAAUGCAUAUGGUUGAUAUGGACUUAGGUACUCUAACCCCUAAAUCUCUUGAAUUGGAAGGACCUCAUUUGCACCAGCCAACUGCACAUCAUGAUACUCUUCCUCAUAAAUCCUUGCCAGCUGAGAUGUGCCGUCCUGAUGCCAUCAGCAUUCACACCAUUCAGUUGAUGAAGCACAACCGCCGCAUCCGGACAAUUAUUGCCGCUUCUCAGCAGCUGCAAACAGAAAGCAAUGUACAUAAAGGAGAAGACCGAGGUGCAAGACCAAGAUUGCAGUCAUUACCAGCGACACCUCUUAUGCUGGUUCCAACUAAGAGGACCUGGGCUUCUAGCAGCGACAACAUGGGCCAGUUAGAGCAGCAUGAUGAAAUAUGCAAGCCAACAAUAUUAAACACUAGUGUACAAAAUGAAAUGUUCACAUCCAGAAAACUGAGCAGGCGAGCUGUGGCUACAAUAUGUGCACAUGCGGGCUAUGAAAUGAGCCAAGAAUCAGCCACUGAAACCCUGACUGAUGUUCUUCAUGAGUAUUUGACUAAGGUGUGCAAGUUGCUAAGGGGGGCCGUGGACAAGGAGGCACUGACAAGCUGCACUGGAUUCCAGGAUGUUUUGUCGCAAGUCCUGCAAGAGAUUGGCAUAGGUGACACAGAGACACUCUUCAAAUUCUGGAAAGCUGGGAUUAAGGACUACCAUGCCUUCAUACAGAAGAGAAAUUCUCAACUCAGGGAGCAGUAUGACAAACUAAGGAAUCCAGGUGAUGCAAUAGUGUCCAGCGAUUCCAAGUCUCCUAGAUUCAAAGAAGAGCCAUUCAUAGACAUCCAGUUUCCAGACAACGAGCAAGAUUCAGAGAUCAUUUCUGAUGUGCCAGAACAGCCAAAUCAGCCAUUGAAUUUACAUAGUCUCAAUGCUAUGGAACUAGAGGACCAGAGCCGUGCGACAACUGGCAUGACUGAAGAGGGUAAUCACUGGUAUCCAUCAGCAUACAUCAAGACAGAACCAGGGACUGAGGCAGGAUCAAGGCAAGGGGACGGUCAGGCAAAAGAACUUCAAGAGCACUCUAAUGAUGAGGCAGAAGAAGUGAUUGGCCCCAGCCAUUCUAGUACAUCGCCUGUUGUUGACGUGGACGUCACAUCACCACAAGCUCAUACUGGUCAUGAGAUGACCCUCAUGAAUCCUAGGAAGAAGAGGAAGAAAUGAAAUGUAUGGAUGUGAUCAUCAUCUACAGACUGUUCUUAAUCAUAGACAAUUGACCAGUGAUGUACUCCAUGCGAGUGUCCUGAGCAUCGUUCUGGAAAUGAAUUCAGCAUGGCCUCCAGCCUGCAGCAUUUUCUAUUGCACACAAACACACAUCAUCGUGAAUCAUGAUAGAUAAUAAUCAUAAUAAGUUCAUUUUAAGUUUACUUACAUGUAAAAAUGUUAUUCAUAAAUGCCUGAGACAGUUUGCUCAUUCCUCUUGGUCGAGAGCCCAUCACAUGGGUAGUCUUAAACCGCUGUUUAAACACCAGUAAGCAGCGUUUGAGGCUGGUCAUUAACAGUGUAUGAGGCUCUGCGCCACAUAUGCAGUGUGCGUACCAUGUACGCCAGCUACAACAGAGUGAACCAGUGAGUACGCCGUGCACGAUGCGCACCAUAGAAGUGGCCUAAACAUGGACUAAGUUCGUUGUACUUUUCCACAUUUUAUGACUUUUAAUUAAAAAGGUAUGUAUGAAUGGGAAUAAUAGUGUGAUGAAGCAUUUAUAAACAUGAUGUUCAAUAAAAGCCAAUAUCGGCAGCCAGUCAUGUACAUUUUUUGUAACUGCUUAGUUACAAUGCAUUGCGAGUCAAGGUUUUUUUAAGUAAUUAAAUGUUGAGACAACAUUUUACAAGUAUUACCGUUCUUAUACUUGUCUGAAAAAAAUAAAGAUUUACUAAAAAGAGCCCA